This is a messenger RNA of Iphiclides podalirius (scarce swallowtail), 1794 nucleotides long. The record is from the annotation of a GenBank genome assembly. NCBI's taxonomy places the organism in Eukaryota, Metazoa, Arthropoda, Insecta, Lepidoptera, Papilionidae.
AUGGAAAACGUUGAGCGGAAUCGUAUCGAGAGGACGGAGUCGAAGAGAUGGCGCGGGUCUGUUCGGAGAAUUGUCGCCGCUUCAGUCUACAACCUGUCCUGCUUCACCCACGGUUGCAGCACUGGCUGGGUCUCGGGGGUCCUGGGCAGUGAGGCGCUCUCGGGCGGGGCGUGGCUCGCCGCACUGCCUUGCCUCGUGGCGUUGCCCGCUGCGCCCUUCUUCGCGGUCCUAGCGGACACCAAAGGGCGGAAGGCAGGCGCGUUCUGUGUGUGCCUCAGUUUCAUUGUAAGCUGGUCGCUAGCGGCGUGGUGCGGCCCGAGAGGCGUGUGGACGGCCAGGGUGGCUGCUGGUGCUGGUGGUGCCGGAGCACUGGCCCUGGCACCACUGUACUGCGCCGAAAUAGCCCCCAGGACUAGAGGUCUGGCGGCGAUGCCUGCUCUCGCCUGCAGCUGUGGCAUUCUAUUCGCGUACACCGCCGGGGGUAUACUUUCGCCGCACGCGCUCUCCUUGUCAAUGGCGAUCGCGCCCCUCGUGCUUCUGCUCUCGUUGCUAUGGCUACCGGAGACGCCAUCUUACCUCAUCAACGUCGGAAGGAUACAGGAUGCCGCGAGGGUCAUGUGCUGGUUCGACGGCUCCGACUUCCGGGAGGACUUGACGGACGUCAUUGAGCAACAGGAAGUCAGGAUACGAACAUCGGACUGCACCGCUGGCAGGCGCCAGCAUCUGCGACGGCAGGACUCCGACACUUUCCAGCCGAUGCUGAAGAGGAGCAGCGGCCUGGACUCCAGUUUGGACAAGAAGGAGCAUAUGUCGCCGUGUAGGGAAUUAUUCUCGCGCCGUCGGUCGCGACGGGCGCUUGCGGCGUGCUGCGCUUUAGUCUGUGCCUCGGCGGGGAGCGGGGCGGCCGCACUCAGCAGCUUUGCGGCAGCGGUGCUCCGCCACUCCGUCCACCACGUGCCCAGCCUCAACCUUACCGCCUACAACUUCACGAUCUACAAUGGAACCGAACCUCGUGCCAUGUUAGGCGCGUCGGAUGCUGGGUCGGUGCUUUGUGGGACCGCUCUUGUCCUAGGUGCAGCCGCCGCUACCGUCACCGUGGAUAAGCUUGGAAGAAAGACCCUGCUACUCUGGUCCUGUUCGGGUAUAGCUUGCUGCCUGGCCAUCCUUGGAGUAUACUGCGACCCCCACAUCCGCAUGCAGUCCUGGUACACGCACCGACCAUGGCCAUACAAGAGAAUGAUCAAAGAGAAGAACCUGAAAGGCGGAAUAGGAGAACAGAACUUCACCGGAGACAGCGAAUUUAAUUUCAUCAACGAGACCGUGUCCAAUGGGCCUGAUCCUAUUGGGUCGUUUAGAGUAAGCUUGGAGCAGAACGCAACUCCCACGACCUGGACGGUAAAAUAUGAGCACUUAGAGCACGAAGCUGAAGAGAUCUGGGCCCCUAUCAUUCUUCUAUCGAUUGUGCUGUUCUUGUACAAUAUCGGCCUGGGUUCAGUGCCUUACGUUCUCGUUUCGGAGUUGUUCUCCAUUAACGUCCGCAGCUUAGCGUCGAGUUUCCUCAUCAGCUGCACUUGGCUGAGUAACUUCCUACUUCUGCGGUACUUUGGCACGCUGGCGAUUAACCUUGGUCUGCACGCAGUAUACUAUAUCAGCGCCAUUAGCAGUCUUGUGGCCACUGGGUACAUCUACCUGCUGCUGCCGGAAACCAAAGGCAAGUCUCAAGGUCAAAUCGACGAGGAACUGAACGCCCCACUACUAUCCAACGGGAAGAAAAGAAAGGAGAGAGACCAGCGA